GCGCGAGUAGCGUCAGGUGAAUUUUUCCACUACGACGCGAUUAGCAGAGAACCUCCACUGAAGCUCAAGACUUAGGAACUAUAUACUAACUAACUAAACCCGGUUAACCCUUCAAAACAGGCGCGAGCUCAUCUAAAGCGACGCUUGCUUGCUUGCUUCUGUCAGCGUGAAGCAGUGAUGGACUUCCUUGCUGGAUGCAUUGGAGGUGCUGCCGGGGUCCUCGUCGGACAUCCGUUUGACACGGUUAAGGUUCGUCUUCAGGUCCAGAGUGUGGAUAAACCGCUUUACCGAGGGACUUUUCACUGUUUCCAGUCCAUCAUACGUCAAGAGUCAAUGUUUGGCCUUUAUAAAGGCAUUGGGUCGCCCAUGAUGGGCCUGACGUUCAUCAACGCCAUCGUCUUUGGUGUUCAGGGCAACACCAUGCGCAUGUUGGGCGAGGAUACGCCCAUGAACCAGUUCCUAGCCGGAGCGGCGGCCGGCACCAUCCAGUGCGUGAUCUGCUGCCCGAUGGAACUGGCCAAGACCCGAAUGCAGAUGCAAGGAACGGGCGAGAAGAAGUCGUCCUCUCGGAAGGUCUACAAAAACUCGCUGGACUGCCUGGCUCGCAUUUACCAGCGCGAGGGUUUGCGAGGAGUCAACCGAGGAAUGGUUACGACUCUCAUCCGAGAGACGCCGGGAUUCGGCGUUUAUUUCCUUGCGUAUGACCUCCUGACGCGUUCGCUGGGAUGCGAGCCAGAGGAUCCGUACAUGAUUCCCAAACUGCUGUUCGCCGGAGGCAUGUCGGGAAUCGCGUCUUGGCUUUCAACGUAUCCUGUGGACGUGAUAAAAUCCCGACUCCAAGCCGAUGGGGUCGGCGGAAAGUACCAGUACAGCAGCAUCAUGGACUGCACAAGGAAGAGCAUCCAGCGCGAAGGUUGGCGGGUUUUUACACGCGGACUUACUUCCACUCUUUUACGGGCUUUUCCGGUCAACGCAGCCACUUUCGCUACUGUCACACUCUUCCUUUUGCACGUACGUCCGAUUUAG
Molecule: messenger RNA, 1026 nt
Organism: Sinocyclocheilus grahami
Lineage: Eukaryota; Metazoa; Chordata; Actinopteri; Cypriniformes; Cyprinidae
Product: mitochondrial basic amino acids transporter-like
Exons: 4
Coding region: 178-1026 (282 amino acids)
Biological process (GO): mitochondrial L-ornithine transmembrane transport
Cellular component (GO): mitochondrion
Molecular function (GO): high-affinity L-arginine transmembrane transporter activity
Source: RefSeq, a predicted model, not a curated record